UGAGGGGGGUGCGGAUUUGUCUGGCAGUAAAAUGUGGACUCGCACAUGGCUGAACAGCCUGGAUCCGACAGGAUUCGGCGGUAGGGAAGGGCUGAUCCUCUUGGAGAACCCGCCCCGCUUUCGCUGGUGAGAGAGGGCAACCCUCCUGUCUUCUGUAACCUCGGCUCAACCCUCAGCCUACCUGAACUCCCGGCUUGGUGAUGUGGGACCGUCUGCACGAUAGUGAUCUCUGACUGCCUGUACUUACCUCCCAGAAAGCCGACUCUUUCAGACACAUUCGGGUCGCUAUGGAUGAAGCAGACUUGCUGAGAGAGCGGCUUCAAGCUAUAACGGAUAAGAGAAAACUCCAAGAAGACAUUGUCAAGAAGAAGUUAGAAAUUGAAGAGGAGAAGCUGAAACUACAGUAUUUGAAGAAAAAAUCCUUGCGGGAGCAAUGGCUGAUGGAUGGACUGAGUCCACAAAGCGAGCAGGAACAAGAGGCCAUGAAAUUACAGGUCCUGAACGAACAGAAACAAGCAGGAGUGCUGCAAAGAAACAUCCACAGGAUAGAGAAGGAAAUAGAGGCUCUGGAGAGUCGGGAAUUGACAAUAUCAGAGAACGAGAUGCUCGUUCUGCAACGGCUGAAAGAAGUGGAGAAGACAGCUGCGGACAUCAUAAAGGAAGUAAAUGCUGAUAUCCAGCCAGAUCCAAUACAAUAUGUUUAUUCAGCAAUUCCAGAUAUUCCAAAGUCCUUCAAACCUUCCAAACAGCUCAAGAAGAUGUCAAGCCCAAAGUUGGACCCUGACCCUGAAGAAUCUAAACAAGCUUUAUUUGUAAUGGAAAUAAACGUGCAGAAGGACAUGAGAACUGGAAAGAGCCAAGUUCUAUCAACAGCAACUGUCACAACAGAAGAUCUACCAAAGAAAGGCAUCAAGGUAUACGAUGAUGGGAGAAAGUCAGUGUAUGCCCUGCCCUCUGAUGCCCAAAGAGUCCAAAAUGGGGUGGGAGAACUUACCCCUCAAGAGGUGGAAGAGCUUCUUAGGAAGGCCACGGAGAAAAGUCUCGAGGCUGACGUGGAGUAUCAUGACCCUGUGUUCUCAAGUCCCUACAGCAGACCAUCCACUCCCAAGAGACAGAACCUGGACCAACUCAGCCCCAGGCCUGCUCCUCGUCGAGAAUCCUUCAAGAACGUAACUUCAUCUCAGAACAUCCAGAACAGUGAGGUGACUCUUCUUCAGGGGCAAAAGAUACAAGAAUUGUCUCACAUUCCACUUCAUUGGUCCACAAGGAAGGUCCAGCAGCCUCCUGAACACUCCAAGGGCAACCAAAAUAAUAUUCCCAUCAGUGGCCAAACACCCUUAGAUUUCGAAAUGUACUUUGAUGGAAACAGGUGCAGUCCAGCACUGUCCAUUGAGGGUGAUAGAGCAGCCCUACCCUUGGAUUCCAGUCUGAGUCACCAGGACCCCUUUCCUGAGAUUUCCAAACUCAAUAUUCUGAACACUAUGCCAGAAAACAUAGACUCCUCCAAGCCAGUUAGCAUGAUCUUCAUGGGUUAUCAAAACGCAGAUAAUGAUGAGGAGGGGGAAGUCAUCCAGGCAGAGCUGGUGGUCAUCAACGACGACGACAACAGUCCUGACAUGCAGCUAUCCUACCACCCCGACGGCUGCUGCAGCAAAGUCUUCCAGCCAAAGAUGAACAGGAGCUCCAAAGCAAAGCAGUACCUCGCCGACACCAGAUCCACCCUGAACCAAAAUUACACACUGCCUGAUGCAACAGUUCAGGUUCAAGGGCAGCAAUCUGGGCUGAGUCAGGCUCAGCAGAGUUUUGAGCAGAUGGUUGAUGAUGGCACCAAAGACCCUUCCACUACAGGUAGUAAAAGGAAGGAAAAGCACGGCCACUUGUUAACCCAAAAGACCUCAUUAAACACUAACCUCCUUCCCUCUUCUGAAAACACUUUCAAGAAUGCACUAACAAGCCUGCUAUUCUCUUGAAACACAACACAUGCUGGACAUAGUCACCUAGUAGUACUACUUUUGUAUAAAUAUAUCAGUAAGUUUGCUGAUUGUCAUGCAAUUUCAAGCUGUCCUUUGCACACUAACUGUCUUGAAUAAACUUUUGUAUGGUUUCAACAAGAAGUACAUACUCUAACGGCGUCGACUGUUUGUUCAGAAAUCUGCCGUGUCGAACUCCUGUCUCCACCCAGUGGCCGAGGCUGAUGCGCUUGUGAUUUGUCACUAACAUGCUUGUUUCAGCUGUGCUUUGCUCAUUUAGCUACCAGUCCAUUUCUGAGUCAUUGGUUUCACACAUCAUCAUGUGCUGUACUUUUUCUAUUUACCAAACGUCGUGCUUUUGCCUGCUCAUAAAAAAAUUUGCAUUAGCACCUGCCAAAUGUAAUAUUCGAUGACUAUAAUGAUUGUUCAUCCCUUUCCCCUUUCUGUAACUCCUGUUUUGGUUUGAAACCUGCUGUGCACAUUUUUAAAUUUGUUUUUCAGCAAUAUUAACCAAACAUUUGGAGAAAUAUAAACUUUUUUUAUGAUGGUCUUUUAUGAUCCUCAAGAUGUUACACAUACCACAAAUCAGUUCUAGAUGUUUAUCAUAAUAAGGAAACUGAAAAUGCUACCGUUUUUGAUUGAGGCUGAAUUAGAUUAUUUAUUUCGCAGGGUGGGCAAAUUAUUUAAUUAAAGACUGAGAAAACAUUGUACAACUGGAUAGGCAAAACAGGAAAGAAACCUAAUUAUUUAUGCAUAGGCUGCAUUUAAACAGACACUCUAUCGAAAAAUGACAGCCAACCGCUGUAACAUAAAGUGCAAAUUGCAUUAAAAAAUGCUAAUAAUGUGUUAAUAUUAAUCUUUGAUUUUCUAUGCAAUAUAUAUCUGCUAAUAUCUUAUCACUUUCAGUAAUUUCUCAACUACUCUUUUGACAUUAGUAUAUUUACCAGUGUGUAUGCCUGUGUAUGGUAUUCCGAAUCAAAUUUCAAAAUAGAUCCUUAUUAUGCUUCAUGACAACCCACAGCAAGGAAUACAUCAUUGCAUUAUAUCAGUCACAGAACCUGCCUCCCAACUACUUAGCCCAGUUCAAUAGUUGAAAAUGCAAGGGACUGAAACUAAAGUGACAGCUUAUAAUAUAUGCUUGAGUGGUACUUAUAUAACAUUUCUCAAGUGUUGCAUAAGAAAAUAGAUUCCAGAGGCUGAAUUACACCUGCCUUUUCAAAUGCAUCGCUUUCAUAGUACCCAAUUUCUCUUCAAAUGAAUCUUAAAAGCAAAAUCUGUUAUGUAAGCAGGCUUCACACAACACUGGCAGCACUCAUAAAUCUGCUGUAUUUUAAUGAAUAUAUGCACAGUCUCCUGUUUUACCCCCAGAUUAUUACUUAGUACCAGGAAUCAUAUAUUAAAAUAUUUAGCACAUUCAAGGACAGUAAAAUACUAUGUAAUAAAAAUAUAACUGGGCAGAUAUUUUGAUAGAAUAAACGUAAAAUAUUUUUAAUCAUCAGGUAUUGUAACUAAAAGUACAAUAAUACAUUUUCCCUUGGUACAAUUCUAUAACAUGCAGGGCAUGUAACAUACAUGUUAUUAACGUUAUUAUGUUUAUUUUCAGAGAACUGGGGAAUUCCCUGAAAUUUCUGAUAUUUGGAAAUAGAUUGUAGUCAUUCACUUUUAGAUUUUAAAUAAGUUUAAACAAAUAACACAGGGUCAACAAUGUUUUCCAAUAAGAAUUUCUUAAAUAGGCUAUAUAUUGACACUAAUAAUAAUAAUAAUAAUAAUAAUAACAAUGAUUUUGAGGAUGAUGAUCAUGGAUAGUGCUUUUUAAGGACCAAAAUAUGCAUACAUUACUGUAGAUGAGAAUGGGGUAAACAAAGAACCACAGCACAUCUAGAGAAUUAUAUACAACACAAGAAUAAUAUAUAGAGACCAUUAUAUAAAACAUAGUAUACUGUGUAACAACAGGGGGAAAUGUAGUACAGGAUUGAAAUGCAUUUAUAUAUAUGUGUGUGUGUAUGUGCAUUGUUAAUAACAGUAUAGUAAUGCAGUGGUACAUAGUAUUUAAGAGGUUAUACAACACAAACAGAUAUUAUGGGUGAUGUAUGAGGUGUACUGAAAUUUUCUCUGUACUCUUCCCCACAGCAUUAAGAAUGAGAAUGGCCAGGCUAGGGAAAAGGGUAUAAUCUCCAAAGAAUACGAUUCUGGUAGCUGCCUUAAGUAUGUCCUGAAGAGCAGCACACCAAAGUGCAUAUUCAUCUCUGCACAAUGCAAGACAGAGUGGAUGAGACUAUAGCGGCUGCAGCAAGGCUGCGGAGUCUGAGCACUUUCACAAAUCAUUUCAGUCGGUUUGUCCGCAAUAGUUUCCUUCGCCGAAUGUUCAAAUUGUUUGCAUAGUUGUUUGUGUUUUACGUUCCAUAUCUCACUAUAUGUAAUCUCUCUGCUGGCACUGUUUAUUAGACUGAUUACUGGACUUAAUAAAAUCGUAUUUAGACAAUUAUGAACCAUUAAAUAGUAUUUGCCCAUUAAAUAGGAGUGAAAACAAACACAGAGAUCUGUCCCAAAGGCAUUCAGUAUAGCUACUAUUCCCCGGUAAAGAAAGUAACAUAUCAACAAAAAAAGUGUCACUAAAAACAUAAAUAAAAAAAUAUUUUGCUCACAUGUGUACUAAUUCAUAUGAUCAUCACAGUGCAGGAAUCAUUACAUCAAAAAUUUCUUUUCACUGAUUGCCACAAUUUGUAUUCAAGAAUCUUUAUUAUUAAAAAUCUUUAAUGACAAAG
Molecule: messenger RNA, 4735 nt
Organism: Paramormyrops kingsleyae
Lineage: Eukaryota; Metazoa; Chordata; Actinopteri; Osteoglossiformes; Mormyridae
Gene: palmdb
Product: palmdelphin b
Biological process (GO): regulation of cell shape
Cellular component (GO): membrane; cytoplasm
Source: RefSeq, a predicted model, not a curated record